Messenger RNA from Colletotrichum aenigma, 3060 nucleotides. It is a transcript of the gene gls2, whose product is annotated as Glucosidase 2 subunit alpha. Gene Ontology annotation, biological process: carbohydrate metabolic process; N-glycan processing. Gene Ontology annotation, cellular component: glucosidase II complex. The record is from RefSeq and is a predicted model, not a curated record. The transcript is spliced from 3 exons. Lineage: Eukaryota; Fungi; Ascomycota; Sordariomycetes; Glomerellales; Glomerellaceae. Gene Ontology annotation, molecular function: alpha-glucosidase activity; carbohydrate binding. The coding region runs from base 1 to 3060 and encodes 1019 amino acids.
AUGGGGUCGACAGGCAAGCUGUCCUGCAAAUGGACAACUUACCUUGGUCUGCUGGCGGCGUUCAGCUGCAUGAUCCAGCCUGCCGUCAUGGUAAAGGAAAACGAUUUCAAAAAGUGCCACCAGUCUGGCUUCUGCAAGCGCAACCGCGAGUACGCUGAUAAUGCCGACGCCCUGGGUCCCAACUGGGCGACUCCUUACAACGUCGCUCCCGAGUCUGCCAAGUUCGCCGAUGGCCAGCUGCAGGCCGUCAUCGUUAAGACGAUCAAUGAUGCGAAGGACACCGUAAACCUCCCCAUCACCGUCUCUUUCCACGAGUCGGGUACCGCUCGCGUGAGCGUCGACGAAGAGAAGCGCCAGAAGGGCGAGAUCGAGCUGCGACACAACAGCAUCGUCAAGAAGGAGCGUUACAAUGAGGCCGAGAAGCACGUCAUUGUUGGCGGCUUGAACUUGGACAAGGAGGCCAAGGUUGCCUACCAAGAUAAGGAACAGAUCACCAUUCAGUAUGGUCCCGACGCCAAGUUCGAGGCCGUCAUCAAGUUCUCGCCAUUCGGUGUCGACUUCAAGCGCGAUGGCUCGUCCCACAUCAAGUUCAACGACCAAGGUCUGUUCAACAUGGAACACUGGCGCCCCAAGGUCGACAAGCCCGCCGAGGAGAAGAAGGAGGGCGAGGAGGCCGUGACCACAGACGUCAAGACCGAGGACGAGAGCACCUGGUGGGAUGAGACUUUUGGAGGAAACACUGACUCCAAGCCCCGCGGCCCCGAGAGUGUCGCCCUCGACAUCACCUUCCACGGAUAUGACCACGUCUACGGUAUCCCUGAGCACACUGGUCCCCUGUCCCUGAAGCAGACUCGUGGCGGCGAGGGCAACCACAACGAGCCCUACAGACUGUACAACUCCGAUGUCUUCGAGUACGUCCUGGACAGCCCGAUGACACUCUACGGCGCCAUCCCUCUUAUGCAGGCGCACCGCAAGGACUCCACCGUUGGUGUCUUCUGGCUCAACGGUGCCGAGACCUGGAUUGACAUCACCAAGGGCGAGACCAAGGCUAACCCCCAGGCCCUGGGAGCCGGUCCCAAGACCGACACUCGCACCCACUGGAUCUCCGAGUCCGGCAUCCUGGACGUCUUUGUCUUCCUUGGACCUACCCCCAAGGACAUCUCAAGGACCUACGGCGAGUUGACCGGCACCACUGCUAUGCCUCAGGAGUUUGCCAUCGGCUACCACCAGUGUCGCUGGAACUACAUCUCCGAUGACGAUGUCAAGGAUGUCGACCGCAAGUUUGAUAAGUUCAAGAUUCCGUACGACGUCAUCUGGCUCGACAUUGAGUACACCGACGGCAAGAAGUACUUCACCUGGGACCCCGACAUGUUCAAGAACCCCAUCGACAUGGGCAAGGCUCUCGAUGAACACGGCCGCAAGCUCGUUGUCAUUAUUGAUCCUCACAUCAAGAACGAGGGUGGCUACAACAUCAACAAGGAGAUGAACGACAAGGGCCUUACCGUCAAGAACAAGGACGGCAACACUUUCGAGGGCUGGUGCUGGCCUGGAUCCUCCAACUGGGUCGACUGCUUUAACCCCAAGGCCCUCGAGUGGUGGAGCCAGCUCUACAACUACGACAAGUUCCCCGGCACCAUGGAGAAUACCUUCAUCUGGAACGACAUGAACGAGCCUUCCGUCUUCAACGGCCCUGAGGUUACUAUGCCCAAGGACAACAUCCACUAUGGCAACUGGGAGCAUCGUGACGUCCACAACAUCAACGGCAUGACUUUCCACAACGCCACCUUCGAGGCCCUCAUCACUCGCAAGAAGGGCGAGCUCCGUCGUCCUUUCGUCUUGACCCGUUCGUUCUACGCCGGCUCUCAGAGACUUGGUGCGAUGUGGACAGGUGACAACCAGGCCUCGUGGGACCACCUCGCUGCUUCCGUUCCCAUGAUUCUCAACCAGGGUAUCUCCGGCUUCCCCUUCGCCGGUGCUGAUGUCGGCGGUUUCUUCGGCAACCCCGAGCCCGAUCUGAUGGCCCGUUGGUACCAGGCCGGCGCCUUCUACCCAUUCUUCCGUGGCCACGCCCACAUUGACGCCCGCCGCCGCGAGCCCUAUAUGCUCGCGGAGCCUUUCAGGAGCAUCCUCACCUCUGCCCUUCGCCUCCGCUACACUCUGAUGCCCUCCUGGUACACUGCUUUCUUCCACGCCAACCGCGAUGGCAGCCCCAUCGUCCGUCCGAUGUUCUGGACCCAUCCCGAUGUCGAGGCCGGCUUUGCCAUCGAUGACCAGGUCUUCGUCGGCAGCACCGGUCUUCUUCACAAGCCUGUUGUCGAGAAGGACCAAGAGGUUGUCAGCAUCUUCAUCCCUGACGACGAGGUCUACUACGACUACUUCAACUACGAGAAGCUCGACACCAAGAAGGGCGAGUACAUCACCAAGUCUGUCGCAAUCGACCAGGUUGCUGUACUCAUGCGCGGAGGCCACAUCUUCCCCCGCCGCGACCGUCCCCGUCGCUCCACCCAGCUGAUGCGCUUCGAUGACUACACCCUUGUCAUCAGCGUCGGCAAGAACGGUGACGCCGAGGGCGAGCUCUACGUCGACGAUGGUGACUCGUUCGAGUUCGAGAAGGGCCAGUACAUCUACCGCAAGUUCAAGCUCUCCGGCAGCACGCUCACCUCCGUCGACGCCGAGGGCCGUGACGCCAAGUCUGUCAAGCCUGGCAACUGGCUCAAGGCCAUGAAGGAGGUCUACGUUGACAAGAUUGUCAUCGUCGGAGCUCCGGCUGGCUGGAACGUCAAGGAGGUCAACGUGGAGUCGGAGGGCAAGACCUGGUCCGUCCCCGUGCAGUACCACGCCGCCGAGGAGGGCCGCGCCGCGUACGCCUUCAAGGUCUGGGUUGAGAAGAAGAAGCUUUGGGUCGAGAAGGUGCGAUGGGUAGAGAGUAUGGCACGGCCGAUGGUCAUGAAGCUUGGUGGCAAAACCAUUGCGCCUGCAAGCAAGACCUGGGUCAAAAAGACAGAUCUCCAGGAGGUCACUGUGACUGAGACCUAUGGCGCUUUCGAGGAUGGGUUCUAG